Messenger RNA from Caenorhabditis briggsae, 720 nucleotides. Lineage: Eukaryota; Metazoa; Nematoda; Chromadorea; Rhabditida; Rhabditidae. The transcript has 3 exons. Bases 1 to 720 code for a protein of 239 amino acids. The record is from RefSeq and is a predicted model, not a curated record. Gene Ontology annotation, molecular function: N-acetyltransferase activity.
AUGCCCAACCUGGAAUUCAAAAUUGGGCUUUUAACCCAUAAAGACGAUGUCCACAAGUUCCUCAUGGACCAUUUCCGUAUUAUGGAGCCCAUCACCACUUCCCUAUCUUGCUCCGAAGAAGACGUCGCUGAAUUCUUCGUGGAUCUCACUAUGAGUGGUCUGGAGGACGAGAAGAGCUCAAUUCUAGUUUUCGAUGGAGAAGACGUCGUUGCUGUCUGCUUGAAUUCCAUCAAAAUCUGCAAAGAGCACGUGGAAUCUGUGCCUUUCGACCCCCAUCAAGACUACUGUGUGGAAAUCUCCAAAGGACCGUAUUCGAGAGAAAAUGCGAAUAAACUGGCAGCUUUUGUUGGUGCCAUGGAACAAGACUUGAGUUUCUUGGCUGGAAAUGCGAGAAGAAUCUUCAAAAUCGAUGUUCUAUGCGUCUCAAAGGCUUGUCAAGGAAAAGGAAUCGGUCGUCAGUUGGUCGAGAAAAGUCUGGAAACUGCUGAAAAUGAGGGGUGCGACUAUAUAGCGACUGUCGCAACUGCAGUGGCGUCUCAGGCGAUUUUUCAAAAGGCCGGCCUUCACACCCUUCGCGAAAUGCCCUUCUCGUGCUUCCGAAACGACGGUGACGUCGUUUUCCAGAAUCUUCGCGACGGCGGUGUCAGUGGGAAAUUGAUGGGGAUGUUGAUAAAAUCGGAGCCGAAAAUUGAAGAAGAUGAGGAGGACGAUUUGCGAUGA